AUGGAUAGUAAAGACCAGUCUGAUAAUCCUGCCAAUGAUACUACCAGCCCCUUCUACUUACAUCCUGAAGAAAAUCCAGGAUCAACACUUAUUUCUCAAGUCUUGAAUGAGACCAAUUAUUCUUCUUGGAGCAGAAACAUGAGAAGAGCCCUCCUCUCCAAGAAUAAGAUCAAAUUUAUUGAUGGGUCAAUCAAGAAACCCAAAAAAACCGAGACCUUAUUUGAUACAUGGCAAAGAUGCAAUAUGAUGGUGCUCUCAUGGAUCAUAAAGACACUCUCUCCACAAAUUGCUGAAAGUGUGAUAUACGUUGAAGAAGCCAAGGAAUUAUGGGAUGAGUUGAAGGAAAGAUUUUCAAAAGGAGACUAUUUCAAGAUUUCAGACCUUCUUCAAGAUAUACACUCAAUCAAACAGGGAGAAAGAAGUGUUAACCAAUUUUUUACUGAUUUAAAAAUUCUUUGGGAAGAAUUGGAAUCACUUAGGCCCAUACCCAAUUGUACUUGCAAGAUUCCUUGUAGUUGUGAACUCUCAAAAAUUUCUCUAAAAUACACGGACAUUGAACAUGUUAUAUGCUUUCUGAAAGGGCUAAAUGACAACUACAACACUGUUCGAACUCAGAUUUUAUUGAUGGAGCCUCUGCCAAGCAUAAAUCAUGUCUUUUCCCUCAUUAUGCAGCAGGAGAGACAAGAAAGACCUGGUACAAAUCAGUUUGCUGAGACAACCAAGAUUUUAGCAAAUGUCACUAACAGGAAUAACAGCUGGAAAGGUGACCAACCAUGGAAGAACCAAGGCCGUGGUUCUGGACCAUAUGGACAAGGAAGAGGCAGAGGAAGAAAUCCAAAUCAUGGAAAGCAGUGUUCCUACUGCAACAAGAUGAAUCACACUGUGGAUGAAUGCUACUCCAAGCAUGGCUAUCCACCAUGGUAUAAAAAGACAGACAACAAUCAAGAAAAGAAGGGAGGAUGGAAUUCGGCAAAUAUCUACCAAAGUGCACCUGGACCAGAGACGUUUCAAACAGGCAGCACGAGUACAACCUUCAAUUCUCUUACAUCAGAACAAAUUGGAAAGCUUCUCAGAAUGAUUGAGAAAGCUGAUGACUCUACACACAAGAUUAACCAGAUGCAUACAAAUGAAAAGGAAGAUAAACCAGGUACGCUGUCUUGGAUCAUUGACACUGGGGCCACUGAUCAUGUGACCUAUAAUAAAGGAAAUUAUAUAACAUUUUAUAAGAUCAAGCCCAUCACUGUUAGACUGCCUAAUAAUAUUGUCAUCACUGCUGAACAUGCAGGGACAGUUCAAUUCUCUAAGGACUUUGUGAUCUUUAAUGUCUUAUAUAUUCCUAAUUUUUCAUUCAAUUUAAUUUCUGUUCAAAGCCUUAUAAAGGACUUGGAUUGUAGACUAACUUUUUCUUCUAAGGGCUGUCAGAUAAGGAAGAAUUCUACAUUGAAGAUGAUUGGGUCAGCUAACUCUCAUAAAGGACUCUACUAUCUACAAGCUUUCUCAAAUCCUGAUCAGGAUUUUGCUUUAAAAACAGUUUUCUCUUUUGAGCAUACACCAGCGAAAGAGUUCCCCCUUUGCUCUAGAGCGUUACAUUUGGGACUUCCCCCAAUCCGCAGGAUGCGUCAGUCGAAAUUGCAGCCAUUUGGUGGCAGUGACUAUGGUUACGAAGAGGAGAAAAAGGUUUGCCUUGCUGGUGACUCACAGGUUGCGUUGCGGCUUACGUCUCAGGCGACUGGGCUCGCUCGAAGCGUAGCCUCUAGGCUAGUGCGAGGGAGAGAGAGGGAGAAAAUAUUGUGUUCGGCCGUGAUUCGGGUGGCACCUGCCGCCGACGGCGGCGACGAGACUGAAGAAGGUGGUGGCGCGGUGGUUGGAUUCGAAGAGGUGGUGGUGCGGUUGCGUAACUCUAGGUUAAUGGAGGGAGAGAAAGAAAGGGGGUUGACGGUGAUGGCUUCAGGGGACGACGUCCGGCGAUUUGACGGUGGACUACGGUGGCCGGUUGGGUGGGGACUGGUCGUGGUCGUGAUCGAUGUUUCUGGAGAAGGGGACCCUGGUCUGAGGUGCCAAUUGCACAGAAUGGGGGCAAUCUGA
Vigna radiata var. radiata (mung bean) is the source of this 2085-nucleotide messenger RNA. RefSeq lists its product as uncharacterized. NCBI's taxonomy places the organism in Eukaryota, Viridiplantae, Streptophyta, Magnoliopsida, Fabales, Fabaceae. Bases 1 to 2085 code for a protein of 694 amino acids. The transcript has 2 exons. The record is from RefSeq and is a predicted model, not a curated record.